Messenger RNA from Henningerozyma blattae CBS 6284, 1083 nucleotides. It is a transcript of the gene ERF2, whose product is annotated as palmitoyltransferase ERF2. Gene Ontology annotation, cellular component: endoplasmic reticulum; Golgi apparatus. NCBI's taxonomy places the organism in Eukaryota, Fungi, Ascomycota, Saccharomycetes, Saccharomycetales, Saccharomycetaceae. Gene Ontology annotation, biological process: peptidyl-L-cysteine S-palmitoylation; protein targeting to membrane. Gene Ontology annotation, molecular function: protein-cysteine S-palmitoyltransferase activity. The record is from RefSeq and is a predicted model, not a curated record. The transcript has a single exon. Bases 1 to 1083 code for a protein of 360 amino acids.
AUGUAUACAAAAUCUCGGUCGUUGUGUAAUGAUCUGAAUUAUAAAACACAAGGGAAUUUUACAGGCCGUGAAGAAAGCCUUACAAUGAAUAAUUCCAAAAUAUCUUUAUGGAAACGAAUUUAUCUUUGGAUCAUCACAUUUGAAGGUGGCAAUGAAUAUGAAGAAGACACAACCAAGAAUUAUCAUAGUAUACCAUUACGAACCAAUUACAUGUUUUUCCUAGGAGGUCGGUUCCGUACAGUGAAACGAUCUCGUCAUUACUCGAUCAUCGUGUUUGCAAUAAUGGUUGUGCCUGGUGUAUUAUUUUCUGUAUUCGAAUGCAGUAAUUUAUGGCAUACACAUCAUGGAUAUAAGGCUCUAGUGUUUUUCUUUUAUUAUUUCUGGGCCAUGUGUAUUUUUUUCUUCAUUAAAGUGUCUACUAAUGAUGCCGGAGUUUUACCGCGUAAUAUCCAUAUAGGUAAGAUCAUGGAAAAUAACAAUAAAGAGACCAUAAUAAUACCUGAUGAAUAUACAAAUACGAUCCGUUUACCCGUGGCUAACAAAAACCAUAGUAUUGAAUUGAAAUAUUGUUCCACUUGCCACAUAUGGCGACCACCUAGAGCAUCUCAUUGUUCCAUCUGCCAAGCAUGCAUCGAUGUUCAUGAUCAUCAUUGUAUAUGGAUCAACAAUUGCGUAGGGAAUCGAAAUUAUCGAUAUUUCAUCAUAUUCCUUGUAGGAGCCAUCCUAUCAAGUAUAUUUAUCAUUAUCAAUUGUAGUAUCCAUGUAGCAAGAAUCCGAAGAGCCUCUAACGCACCUGUUGCCAUCUUAUUAAUAGUUUACGGAUGUCUAACCAUAAUAUACCCUGGUAUACUUUUAGGCUAUCAUAUUGCUCUCACAGGAACAGGGCAAACAACACGUGAGUUCCUCCAUACUUUACAUGGCAUUAAGAACCCGAUGCUGUCACGUGUCACCAGGGCACGUGACAACGCGUUUGAUUCUGGAUCCUUUUUCCAUAAUAUGAUUUUCUUAAUGGCUCAACGCCAAGCACCAAGUUUCUUACCGUCCCGCGGAACACAUUCACGGGACGACUGGCGAUUCCGAUAA